AUCUAUUUAAUGAAAAAUAUUAUGGUCAAAUUCAUUCAUGAGAUUUGUUUCAGUUGUUUAACUUACGGUGAACACGUGCUUUUGUAACGAUGAAUAAAUAUGUGAAUUUAAACAUUUUCCUUCAUAUUUAACUUAUAAAUAUACGUGGAAAUUGAUUGUCCUAACCUUCAAAUUUCAAAUACAAACUACAUGUGAAUUUUAAUUAACUAAAUUAUAAUUGAUCAAAAUGAAUAAAAGAAAUAAUGAAAAAGAAAAUAAAUUAAAGUCAGAAUAUGAGGGUGAAUCAAAAAGAGUUUUAUCUCGAUUUAAAUCAGAUACAGGAGAUAUUUUGCCUGGGGGGUUAUUAGAUUUACCUCUAGAUAUUACGACGGAUAAACUUCAAGCUAUUUGCAAUGCAUUACUUCAACAAGAUGAUCCUAUUCCUUUAGCAUUUUAUAUUAAUGAUGUUGAGGUAACUGGAACUUUAGAAGAAAAUUUAACUGAACGUUUUUCGAUUAGCGAAAAUGUAAUUGACAUUAUUUAUCAACCACAAGCUGUUUUUAAAGUACGAGCGGUCACGAGGUGUACAGGAUCCAUUGAGGGACAUAAAGAAGCAGUAAUUUCUGUAGCAUUUUCUCCUAAUGGACAAAAUUUAGCAAGUGGUUCAGGAGACACAACUGUUAGAUUUUGGGAUAUUUACACACAAACUCCUCAAUAUACUUGCACAGGGCAUAAACAUUGGGUAUUAUGCAUAUCUUGGUCUCCAUGUGGUACGAAAUUGGUAUCUGCUUGUAAAAAUGGAUCAAUUAUUCAAUGGGAUCCAAUUACCGGAAAACAAGUUGGAAAAGUUAUGACUGGACACAAAAUGUGGAUAACAGCAUUAAGUUGGGAACCGUAUCAUCGUAAUUCUGGAGUCUGUAAAUUCUUGGUUAGCGCCUCUAAAGAUAGUGAUUUAAGAAUCUGGGAUACAGUACUUGGACAGACAACUCGUGUUCUUGCAGGACAUACUAAAAGUGUUACUUGUGUUCGAUGGGGAGGAAGUGGAUUAAUUUAUUCUGGUUCUCAGGAUAGAACGAUAAGAGUCUGGAGAGCAGAAGACGGCAUUUUAUGCAGAAUUCUUGAAGGACAUGCUCAUUGGGUUAAUACUUUAGCAUUAAAUGUAGAUUACGUUCUUCGAACUGGUCCAUUUGAAAUUGGAGAGAUGAAAACAGAUUUAAAAAGUCUUACAGAACGUGCAUUAAAACGCUAUGAAGCCGUCGGUGAAGAAAUAUUAGUUUCUGGAUCAGACGAUUUUACUCUUUAUCUUUGGAGACCCGAAAAAGAAAAAAAACCAAUUGCAAGGAUGACAGGUCACCAACAGCUAAUCAAUGAUGUUAAAUUCUCUCCAGAUGGACGUAUAAUAGCCUCAGCGUCUUUCGAUAAGUCUAUUAAACUGUGGGAAGCAAAGUCAGGAAAAUUUAUUACAUCAUUGCGGGGUCAUGUUCAAGCAGUUUAUUCGAUAGCUUGGAGUGCAGAUUCUCGGUUACUUGUUAGUGGUAGUGCGGAUUCAACUCUUAAAGUAUGGAGUAUGAAAACUAAGAAACUUGCUCAAGAUCUUCCUGGACAUGCUGAUGAAAUUUAUGCGGUAGAUUGGUCUCCUGAUGGAUUAAGAGUGGUAUCAGGAGGCAAAGAUAAAGUACUUAGAUUAUGGCAAAAUUAAUAAUACAAUAUUUUUUAAAUAAAGUUUUAAUUUAAACUCGAAUAAAAUAUUAU
This is a messenger RNA of Chelonus insularis, 1731 nucleotides long. It is a transcript of the gene Nle, whose product is annotated as notchless. Bases 227 to 1678 code for a protein of 483 amino acids. The transcript has 6 exons. Gene Ontology annotation, molecular function: protein binding. Gene Ontology annotation, biological process: ribosomal large subunit assembly; Notch signaling pathway. Lineage: Eukaryota; Metazoa; Arthropoda; Insecta; Hymenoptera; Braconidae. The record is from RefSeq and is a predicted model, not a curated record. Gene Ontology annotation, cellular component: nucleolus.